ACCUCCUGCAAGGCCCGGGCCAGCUCCCUGCACAAGUCCCCGAUUUCCUGGCAGGCGGAGAAGUCAUUGAUUUGAGAAAAAAGCUGCCGCCCAGACUGGCCCAGCAAGGGGAGGGGACCUGAUUUAAAGGGCCCGCUGCCACCCCGGCUGACUGCGAGUCGUGGGCAGCCGCAGACCACCACCAGAAAGACAAGGACACCCAUAUGUGCCCCCCAGCCGUAGGCCAAUCAUGCGCUUUGGAAGAUUGACCCCCGGCUACUUUCGGAGACUAGAGAUGCAAGUGGCUGGGGAGCUGGAGGCAGAGCCCCGGAACCAACUGAUGGGUGCCUUGGCCACAUUGCUGGCUGUGUGUGGCCUAGGGCUCUCCUUCUACAGUGUCCGACAGCUGAUGGAUCAAGGAAAGUCCCCAAAGACACCAUGAUAGGAGAUGGAACCCCUGGAAGUAUGGGAGAGCAGGGGGCCCCAGCAUCCAUCUGACCCAAUUAUCCAGAAGAACCAUUCCUCCUACCCUUGUCCCACCAGAUGGUGGCCCCAGCAGGCUGGGAGGCCAUGGGGAAGAGGGCGGGGUACAGGGAGCACCUAUGCCUGCCUAAGCUGAAGAAAUGGGAGCCUUGGAUGGAAUAAACCUGGAAAUUGCAAGGAGCAAAUAUAGAAGA
Messenger RNA from Gracilinanus agilis (Agile Gracile Mouse Opossum), 656 nucleotides. Its product is annotated as putative transmembrane protein ZNF593OS. The record is from RefSeq and is a predicted model, not a curated record. The coding region runs from base 230 to 421 and encodes 63 amino acids. NCBI's taxonomy places the organism in Eukaryota, Metazoa, Chordata, Mammalia, Didelphimorphia, Didelphidae. The transcript is spliced from 4 exons.